AUGUUCUCGGGCUCAAACUCCUACCUGGGCGGUGCCAAUCAAGGCCGUCCAGGCCAACAGCAAUAUGGCCAGCAACCACAGCAGUCCUUCAGCGGCUUCGGCCCUCAGGCUACAGGUUACAUGCAGCCGCAAUACACCGGCAUGCCUCCCAUGCAGCAGCAACAAUCUCUACAGCCUCAGGCCACUGGUUUCCCUCCCAUGCAGCAGCAGCAGUCUCUACAACCUCAGGCAACUGGUUUCCCUCCCAUGCAUCAACAAUCUCUACAGCCUCAAGCCACUGGCUUCCCACCGCAACAGCAGCAGCCUCAGCAGAACCAAUUCCAAGGUGGUCUCAUGCCCCAAUACACCGGCUACCCUCCCCAGCAACAACAGCAACCGCCGCAGCAGCAGUUCCAAUCGCCCCAGCCGACUGCUGCUCCUCAGCAACAACCUCAGCCCACCGGCAUGACCUCGUCGCAGAUGGCCGACUCCUUCCGUUCCACUCCUGCUCGCCAGCAGCCCCAACCUACCCAGACAUCCUCCCAAUCCUCCAGAAUCCCAAACAUUCGUCUGUCCUUCAUCACCGCUCAGGACCAGUCCAAGUUCGAGCAGCUCUUCAAGUCUGCCGUUGGCAAUGACCAGGCUCUCUCUGGUGACAAGGCCAAGGACCUUCUCCUUCGUUCAAAACUCCCAGGCGAUGCCUUGUCCCAGAUUUGGAUGCUCUCGGAUACCACAAAGUCUGGUCAAUUGCUCUUCCCAGAGUUUGCCUUGGCCAUGUACCUAUGUAACCUGAAGCUCACUGGAAAGGACCUCCCUGCUCAGCUUCCUGAAAGAGUCGUCAACGAGGUCUCUAGCAUGGUCGAUAUCAUUUCCUUCGGUGUUGCCGAUGCACAACCCGCCUCGCAGCCUUCCACCAAUGCGCCAAGCUUCCCCGAUGUCCCCACUAUCCAGGCACCUCAACCUCAAGCUUCGAACAGCCAGCUUCUGUCGCAAUUGAACCCUCAACCUACAGGCUUCCAGCCUCAACAAACUGGCUUCCAGUCGCAGCCCUUCCAAUCUCAGCCUACUGGCCUACAGCCUCAGCAGACUGGCUUCCAACCUCAAUCCACAGGAUACACUGGUCCUCGUCCUCCUAUGCCUCCCAUGCCGACUGGCUUUGGUCAAGGCUUGUCGCCACAACCCACUGGUUUCCCCAUUGCACCUUUGAAUGCUCAGCCUACUGGUCGUCCUGGUCAGUGGGGUCUUGUCAACGCCCCUGCCUCUGGUCUACCCAACCUGCAAGCUCUUCAACAACAAAUGAUGCCUCAACCUGGUCGCGAGACUGGUUUCAGCACUGCCGGUCUUCGUGGUAAUGCCACAGUCCCAUGGGCCAUCACCAAGGAUGAGAAGAAGAUCUAUGAUGACAUGUUCAAGGCUUGGGAUGGUUUGAGCAAGGGCGCAAUCAGCGGUGCCACAGCGAUUGAGAUCUUCGGUCAGAGUGGUCUCGAGAAAGACGACCUUGAGCGCAUCUGGACCUUGUCAGACCCUCACAACAGGGGUAAACUCAAUCUUGAUGAGUUUGCGGUGGCUAUGCAUUUGAUCUACCGCAGAUUGAACGGUUAUCCUGUACCAGCCAAGCUUCCUGCUGAGCUUGUGCCUCCUUCUACUAGAAACCUCAAUGAUGCCAUUGGAACCAUGAAAUCGCAUCUCUCACAAGAUGCACAAUCAAGAAGAAGCACUGGCGCAUUCUUGCAGCCUCAAAAGACCGGUGUCAGCUACCUCAAGAACCACUCUUUCGCAGGUGCAGGUGCAAGCAUUGCUGGACCUCGCAAGGAUGCCACCGUUUAUAAGAACAACGAUGAGGACGUUGGUUACCGCUCAUCUGCACGUCGUCGCACAGGUGAUCCUGGUCGUACUGCAUCUCCUGCUCAGGAGAAGCCUGUAGAGGAGAUGUCGGUUGAUCAAUUGAAGAAGGCUAUUCGUGAGAAACAGGUUCUCCUUGAUGCCAUGGACUUUGAGGACGAGGGUAGAGCCGACGAGGAGGAUGCUCUCGAUCGCAAGGACCGCAAGGAAGCAGAUGAGCUUUACAGACGCAUUCGUCGCAUUCAAGAAGAUAUCGAUGGACACCCAAAUUCUGGAUUCCGUACUACCGACUCGGAUGCUGAACGUAGAGCGCUUAAGAGACAGCUUCAAACGUUAUCCGAUCGCCUGCCGGAAUUGGCUUCUCACGUUCGACGCUGCGAGAGAGCCAUUGCAGAUGCUCAACUGGAAUUGUUCCGCCUCAAAGAUGCUAAGGCCAACCCCAGCUCGGCUCCUGCCAUCGUCGGUACUGGACCUGGAGGUGCUGUGACUGAGUCUGAUCGUCUCAAGGCAAGAGCCAGGGCAAUGAUGCAAGCUCGUUCUGCCGCGCUCACAGGCAAACCUGCUCCCGCUGGUGCUUCGAGUGAUGACGGCGCCGGUGCUGCCAAGAGAUUGGAAGAUGAGAGUAAUCGUGUCCGUCUCGAAAGAGAAGAGAAUGAGAGAAUGGUACGCGAUGUCGAGGACUCUGUCACUGAAUUCAGCAGAACCAUCGAGUCUAGUCUGAAAGAAGGUGUUGAGGAUGCUGCGACCGAGCAUGAGAGAAGAAGAUGGGAAGAUGGUCUUGGUGUUGAGGACGAGGUCAAGGAUUUCAUUUUCGACAUGCAAAGAAGCAGCAGAACUGCUCGUAUUCGCAAGGACGACCGUAGCGGUAGCGCCCGUGUCGAGAGCCCUGCUCCUAGAAGCGAGACACCUCGUGGAGGUUCUUACAACACUUACAAGACCGCAGAGGAUCGCGCGGCCUUUAUCAAACAACAAGCUGGGCAACGCAUGGCUGAACGUCUUGCUGCAUUGGGUUUGAAAGCACCCACUAAGCCUGCCGAGUCUGCACAGCAACGUCAAGAGCGUGAGCGUAAGGAACGUGAAGAUCGAUUGCGCCAGGCAGAACAGGAAGAUGCACGUAGAGAAGAAGAGAGACAACAGAGACUGGCUGGUGAAAGUAUCGCACCUCCUACGCCUGAGAAGUCUCUCGGAAAGAAAGCCCCUCCCGCUCCUGCACCUCGCAAGAACCGUGGCGACUCUGUUGGCAAGCAGGAAGAGCAACAAGCCAAGGCCGAGGCUCAGAGAUUCGAGCAGCAGCAAAUGGAGCAGGCCAUCAAAGAACAACAAUCAGCUCAAGCAUCGGAGACCAAGGAACUCGAGGAUGAGGAGCGUCGACAGGAAGAAGAGCUCCGCAAAGAGCGUGAGGCUGCUGCUGAACGUCUUCGUGCACUCGAAGAGCAAGUCCGCCAGGGCAAACUCAAGAAGGCAGAGGAGAAGAAAAAGAGACAAGCAGCUUCAAAGGAGGCUGAAGAGAAGGAAGCUCGUCUUGCCGCUCAACGUGCUGAGAUUGAAGCUGCUAGAGAAAGAGAGCGACAACUACAGCUGCAGCUUGAGAGCAUGAACGACGACAGCUCGGACGACGAAGAUGGACCCCAGACCAUUACUCCCAUGGAAAGCACACCCGCUGCUAGCCAGGAGCUGCCAAGGGAAGUGUCUCCCGCACCUCCGGUAGAAGCUGCUCCUGCACCUCCGAGCGCUCCUGCUCCUCCACCAGUACCCACCACGGUGAUCAGCCCUCCAGAGGAAUCGAAGAAUCCAUUCUUCAAGAGCAUGAACCAGCCCGCAGCUCCUUCUGCGCCUAUCUCAUCACCUGCUGCCGCUGACGCCGCUUCAACCAACCCCUUCCACCGUUUCACUCAGCAAGAUACCAACAAGACCGCCAUGCCCGAGCCUGCUGCACCAUCAGCUCGUCGCACUGCCAAGCCAGCAGAUGACGAUGACUGGUCUGUCGUCGACUCGGAGUCCUCCGACGAGGACGACGAUGGCCCUACCGGUGGCAGCGCCAAACAACUCGCCUCAAUGCUCUUCGGAACUAUGGCGCCACCACGCCCGCUAUCAGCCAUGGAGACCGGCUCGCCCGCUUCUGCCUCACCUGUACCUCCAGCAACCUUGCCACCGCUUCCUCCACCAACACCCGACGUGCCAGCUCCACCACCCAUGCCGGAAGGUGGUGUUGUGCCACCUGCUCCUCCACCGCCGCCACCAAUGCCUUCGACUGGCGCACCACCUCCUCCCCCGAUGCCUACUGGCGGCGCUCCUCCACCACCCCCUAUGCCUACAGGCGGUGCACCUCCACCUCCUCCCAUGCCUUCGGCUCCCGCAGCCGGAGGUGGUGCUAAGCCUAACAUUUCCGGCCUUUUGGGAGAGAUCCAGCUGGGCAAGGGACUUAAGAAGACGGUCACCAAAGAUAGAAGUACUUCGACCACCGCCGGUCGUGUCUUGGAUUAG
Molecule: messenger RNA, 4305 nt
Organism: Aureobasidium musti
Lineage: Eukaryota; Fungi; Ascomycota; Dothideomycetes; Dothideales; Saccotheciaceae
Source: the annotation of a GenBank genome assembly